Molecule: messenger RNA, 1605 nt
Organism: Triticum dicoccoides
Lineage: Eukaryota; Viridiplantae; Streptophyta; Magnoliopsida; Poales; Poaceae
Product: ankyrin-1-like
Exons: 9
Coding region: 126-1076 (316 amino acids)
Molecular function (GO): protein binding
Source: RefSeq, a predicted model, not a curated record
CAACCCCAACCCCUCCCUUUUCCCGCCCUUCUCCAGAAGAUUCCCUCGUCCUUUGCCUUCCUCCGCCACCGCCGCCGCCGCCGCCGCCGCCGGCGGCGGCGGCGAAGGAAGAGAGUGAGGGGAGGAUGGGGAGCCGGGAGUGGCCGCUGCCUCGCCUGUACGAGCUCUUCCUCGAGCGCGACCGGUGGCCGCCGGAGGCCAGGUUCAUCGAAGCCGCCCACCACGGCGACGUCCUCGAGAUCAAGAAGAUUGCAAAGGAGCUGGAUGUGGAGGGGCAUGGGAUCCCGGUGACGGUGGCCAACACCACCUACAUGGGCAUGAACGCCCUCCACGCCGCCGGUGGACUCGGCAGGCUGCCAGUCUACCGGUACCUCGUGGAGGAGGUCAAGAUGGACAUCCACAAGCCUGACACCCUUGUUGAUUUUACGCCCGUGGAGCAUGCUGUCAAACAUGGCCACCUCCCUGCCAUCAAGUACCUUCUUGACCAUGGUGCUGAUCUGCAUCUGCAACGCGGAGAUGGCACUCUUCUUCAUUCAGCUACAUCUCGUGGGCAAUCUGAAAUAGUAAAGUUUCUCCUUUCUAAAGGAGCUGAUGUUGAUGCAAUAUCAGAUCUUGGGACACCACUCCUUCUUGCUGCUCUUAAAGGACAUCCUAGUACUCUCAAGAUCCUUUUGCAGCACGGUGCAGAUCCCAACAAGGUUGCUGGUCUGUUUGGAAUUAUAGACGUGGCAUUACACAAAUCUUCUGUGUCCUGUGUGAAGCUAUUGAUUCAGGGUGGAGCUAAUGUGAGCGGUAUUAAUCAUUUGGCAAAGGCUGCAGAGAAGGGCUUAACUGAAGCUAUUAAGUGCUUGUUGGAAGCUGGUGCAAACCCAAAUGUUGUUGACAGGUUUGGUAGAUUGCCAAUAGAGUUGGCUGUUGAGUAUGGUACACGGGAAGAUGUCGAGAUUCUCUUUCCUUUCACCUCUCCCAUUUCAACUGUGGCCCAUUGGAGCGUUGAUGGAAUCAUUAGUCAUGUGCAGAUGGAAAUCAAGCAACUUGAGUUCUACGACUGUUUUUGGGCAACAAAGUUUCAGUAGCUAGAGGGGGAAAGCAGCUUUCAAGCUUUGUUGGUUCACAUUUGACUGAGCAAACAUUCGGAACGCGAAGAAUUACUAUUAUCAGUUACCAUAAGUUGGUAGUCAUGAAUGCUCGUUUAGGUAGGUGUAAACUGCUUUUAACAGCUUGAAGCAAAACAAGGACAGAUAUCUCAGAAACCAAUCCUGGCGCUGAAGGAAGGCCAGAUAUAUAACAACAAAGGGAAAAGAUCCUCUUGUCUGUACCAUGAACUGCAGCUGUAUGAAGAAGAGUGAGGGUGGAACGUUCCUGGUGCAGAUCGGCGCCGUGGUCAAGAAGGUACCUGACGGCAGGGAGGUGUCCAUUCUGGACAGCAUACUCCAAGGGCGUAAAACCUAGAAGCCAGUUGAUGGUUAAGUCAUAAAUUAGACCCAUUUUCUCACAUUGUAGUAAGUACCCACCAUGUAGUGAUCUAAACGAUCUGAUAUUUCUUCACAGAGGGAGUACAUUUUAUCUAAGACGAGAAAGGAAAUGGACGUGUUCAUUAGCACA